AGGAGGCGGCCCUAGCGCCAUUUUGUGGGAGCGAAGCGGUAGCUGGGCUGCUCCUGGAACCGUCGCUGCUUCGGGUUCCCUGUCGGGCUUCCUAGCAGCGGCCUAACGGAAAACUAAGAGAAGAUGUCUGAAUAUAUUCGGGUAACCGAAGAUGAGAACGACGAGCCCAUUGAAAUACCAUCAGAAGACGACGGGACCGUGCUGCUGUCCACGGUUACAGCCCAGUUUCCAGGGGCCUGUGGGCUGCGCUACAGGAAUCCAGUGUCUCAGUGUAUGAGAGGCGUCCGGUUGGUGGAAGGAAUUCUGCAUGCUCCCGAAGCCGGCUGGGGAAAUCUGGUAUAUGUUGUCAACUAUCCCAAAGAUAACAAAAGAAAAAUGGACGAGACGGAUGCUUCUUCAGCAGUGAAAGUGAAAAGAGCUGUCCAGAAAACAUCUGAUUUAAUAGUGUUGGGUCUCCCGUGGAAAACGACUGAACAGGAUCUAAAAGAAUAUUUUAGUACCUUUGGAGAGGUUCUUAUGGUUCAGGUCAAGAAAGAUCUCAAAACUGGUCAUUCAAAGGGGUUUGGUUUUGUUCGUUUUACGGAAUAUGAAACCCAGGUGAAAGUAAUGUCACAGCGACAUAUGAUAGACGGACGAUGGUGUGACUGUAAACUUCCUAAUUCUAAGCAAAGCCCAGAUGAGCCUUUGAGAAGCAGGAAGGUGUUUGUUGGGCGCUGUACAGAGGACAUGACCGCCGAUGAGCUGCAGCAGUUUUUUUGCCAGUAUGGAGAAGUGGUAGACGUCUUCAUUCCCAAACCGUUCAGGGCUUUUGCCUUCGUUACGUUUGCAGACGAUCAGGUUGCCCAGUCUCUUUGUGGAGAGGACUUGAUCAUUAAAGGAAUCAGCGUCCAUAUAUCCAAUGCUGAACCUAAGCACAAUAGCAAUAGACAGUUAGAAAGAAGUGGAAGAUUUGGUGGUAAUCCAGGUGGCUUUGGGAAUCAGGGUGGUUUUGGUAACAGUCGAGGGGGUGGAGCUGGUUUGGGAAACAAUCAAGGUAGUAAUAUGGGUGGGGGGAUGAACUUUGGCGCUUUUAGCAUUAAUCCGGCAAUGAUGGCGGCUGCCCAGGCGGCACUGCAGAGCAGCUGGGGCAUGAUGGGCAUGUUAGCCAGUCAGCAGAACCAGUCAGGCCCAUCGGGUAAUAACCAAAGCCAAGGCAACAUGCAGAGGGAGCCAAAUCAGGCCUUUGGUUCUGGAAAGAACUCCGAUAGCGGUUCUAAACCAGGUGCAGCCAUCGCUUGGGGACCCGCAUCAAAUGCAGAGUCAGGCAGCGGUUUUCCUGGAGGCUUUGGCUCAAGCACGGAUUCUAAAUCUUCCAGCUGGGGAAUUUAGACAGUGGGGUAGGUAUAGACUGGUAGGAAUUCAAAUUUUUCUAAACACAUGGUAAGUAUAUUGUAAAAUACAUAUGUACUGAGAAUUUUCAGAAUUGGUCUGUUCAGUGUGGAGUAUAUUCAGCAGUAUUUUUGACAUUUUUCUUUAGAAAAAGAGGAAAAGCUAAAGGAAUUUUAUAAGUUUUGUUACAUAAAGGGUUGAAAUAUUGAGUGUUUGAAAGUGAACUGCUGUUUGCCUGAUUGGUUAAAAAAACAAAAAACAAAAAACCCAACACACUACAAUUGAUAUCAAAAGGUUUCUCCUGUAAUAUUGUAUCCCUGGACUCGUCAGGUGAAUUCUUUGUGCGUGUUCACUAUGGAAACCAUUCAUUAUAAGUACAUUCUUUUUUCCGUGUUUUAAUUGGAACCCCACCACAUUCAUUCCCCACCCCCAGGAAAACCUCCUUUUUGGAGAUCAUGGUGUCACAGUGUUUGGUCUUUUUGCUUUCGUUUGUAGUUUGUGACACUUGUCUCCCUUCCUAUGCAGAAGUACAGUAUGAAGCCUUCAUUGAAUCUGUGCCGUUCAUCUCAUUUCAAAUGUUUACGGGAGAAGCACUUCAUUGAAAGCAGUGCUGUAAAUAUUCUGCCAUAGGAAGGAAUGUUUCCGUCUACUUGCUUUCUCACUCUUGAAUUCGUCUUCACACCAUACAGGCUGUGACUUUGACCUUGGGUGUCCCAUCUAUAUCCACUACUCUUUAUUUCGCGGAGUCGUAUCCAUGCUACGAAUGCAAGGGUGUGCUAUGGAACCAGAAGGCUGUUUGAACUUCUGAAACCUUGUGUUUUCUGAUCCUCGUGUGCGACCGACAGUGGUGCCAAAGUACGAAAGGCUAGUGUGAGUGAGAAAAGGAGAGAGUGUGUGCAGAGACUCAGUGGCGGUGGCACACGAUGGAUAGAUUUUUUUUUAACCUGGCGAGAUGCAUCUCUCAGUCCCUUGGCCUCGGUGCAAGAGCGUGCCGAGAGCAACGAUAGCAAAUGACGUGCGAAUGUUUUCUGCAUCCAAAGGACAUCCACACCCGUUGGAAGACGUUGGAAGACGUAAAGAGAGUUUUGUUCUCAGAGAACCCCAUUAGUUGGAUGUGUGAGGUACUUGUAUUUCCCCUGCCCUUCCGUCAGCUGCUGUGAACGCCGUAUGGUGUGUGUUGUGUUCUGUUCCCGAUCUGUUAAGUGUGGUCCCGUGAACACGGACUGAGCUCGUGGUGUGCUUCACGGGAGUACUCGGAAGCAGAGCUCAUCAGUGAGCUCGGGGUGUCACCACGAAGGGUGGAAGUUCUAAUGUCUGUCAGGUAGCCAUAAGAAUGUGGUCUAAUGCAGUUCUGUGUCCCGUGCUUGGAUGGUCUUUAUAAGAGUUGUCAGUGUUGGGAAUUCUUAAAUAGAACGGAUUUAAAUAAUAUGUGUCUUUGUUUUGCAGCCCUGAAUGCAAAGAAUUCAUAGCAGUUAAUUCCCCUUUUUUGACCCUUUUGAGAUGGAACUUUCAUAAAGUUUCUUGGCAGUAGUUUAUUUUGCUUCAAAUAAACUUAUUUGAAAAGUUGUCUCAAGUCAAAUGGAUUCAUCACCUGUCAUGCAUUGACACCUGAUACCCAGACUUAAUUGCUAUGUUCUUGCAUUGUCCAAAGUGAAAAGUUUUUUUUUUUCUUUUUAAACCUAGUUUUUAAUAAGUCUGGGUGACCGCACCUAAAAUGGUAAGCAGUACCCUCCAGUUUUUUUAUUAGUGCCUCUGUGCAUUUGGGUGAUGUUCUAUUUACAUGGCCUGUAUGAAUCUCCAUUGGGAAUCAUGCCUUCUAAAAAUAUUCUUAUUUGGGGGGAGUGGGAAAAACGACGUUGAUUAUUUUCAAAUGCUUUGUAGCAAAGCAUAGCAGUUGGAAAGGAGGGCAUUUCAGCACCUUUCUAGUUUGGGAUUUGAAAAGUGGAAUUAAUUGCAGUAGGGAUAAAGUAGAAGAAACCACAAAUUUAUCUUGUGCCUGAAGUCCAUUACAAAGCCUGAUAGCUUUAAGAACUAGCAGGGUGGGAUGUCUGUCUGAAAGUGUUAAGUGAAAUGGGCUUUGUCCUCCACAGGUGGGGGAAUAGAGUAACGUUGAAUGAAAUCGUUGACAGAAAACUCAGAUUAGACUCUCACGGCGCAUUGUGCAGUAUGUAAAAGCAAUAAUCUAUGAUUCUCUGUUGUACUUUUUAUGUAACUGCUGUGAGAGUUGAGCUUGUUUUCUGAUGGAAGAAUGUUAACAUUUUUGUGUCGGUAGCUUACCUGAUGCCCUUCUCUAAUUAGAUGAUGGUAACUAGGUUUGUCAUUUUUCAAGUUACGUGUUUGAAGCUUUUAGAAAUGAAGUCGUCCUUUAGACUUGUGAUCGCCACGUUGUUUCGUUACUCAGUUUCCUCUGUAAAAGGAUCUUGCAUUGUUUUAAUUUUUUUCUGCAUCUCCAUUGCAUGAUUUCCAAACCCUGUACCAUCUGAAUUUUGCAUUUUAGCACUUGCACUGUUACUCAGCAGCAGUAACUUGGUAACACUUAAAAUGGUAUUCGGGGACCUCCAAAGACUAAACUGACAAGCCUUCAAGGAGCCCAGGGGUAAGUUCACUUGUCAAUGGCAUGGUUUUAAUCCCUUACUUGCACUUGUUGUGAAUCUAGUUUCCGGUCUUAGAAGGCUUUCAAUGUGCAGCAGCCUUCUGUUAACAAUGUUUGUGGUACUAGUAGCUGUGGGUAUUUAAUUCUACCCUUAAAAUUAAAAAAAAAGAAAGAAAGAAAUGAAGUCUAGAAGUAAAACUAUUUGGCAAAGAUUUGUUUUUAAAAUUAAAAGUCUUAUUUGGUCAUCUCAAUGCAUUCAUUCUUAAAACUUUUUUGAACCAGUUGAAUAAAAAAUUUGUUGCCACCACAGUUUAGUGUCUGGAGUCUUACUGGAAAAAUUCAAUUUCUUUUUUAUAUGUGACAAAGGUGAUGGAAAGUUACUUUGGAAAAGUCUCAAGAAGUUCCCCUUUGAUAUGCACAAGAGGAAUCAGGCAGAAACUCAAAAUGAAUUUUUACAUGAGUGGUAAAUAUUUGGCUAGAAUGAAACUCUUCGUUAAGUGUUAGCUAUUAAAACUUUAAGGAGGAAUAGCCAGCCAAAAUGACCUGAGAUCUUUAAGGUUAGGUGAGCUUAAAUUGUGUCCUUAGGGAAAGUAUCUUAACCGCUUGAUAAUUCCAAAGAUGUAUGUGAUAAUUAGAAUAAUUUGUUGUUGAGUGCCAGGAGAGUAGCUCUUCAUUGUGUAUGAGUUCUAUACUCAGCUCUUGUGAUUUGUGAUCUGUUGUUUUAAGUAUGCCCGAGGAUUUUCGUGUUCAUGGUGAGAAUUAAAAAAAACUACAGACUUACCUAUGCUAUGGCCACUUAGUUCUGAUGUCGUAGUUCUUCAGGAAUUGCCACAUUUGAUUCAGCUGUCUUCUGAAUUUGAACAUUAUUUAGGUUAUUAUUUCCAAGUGCCGGGAACAUCCUCACAGCUGAAUUAAAUUCUUAGCGUUGGCGUUACUAGGUCAAAGACUGCAUGCUUUCAGGGCUUUUCAGAUACAUUGCCAAGUUGUCCUUUAGAAAACCUGUGUUGUCUUUGACACUGUGAAAUGGUGCCGUUCUGUUUUUCUUGUCUGCCAGUUGGAUAAGUGAAAAAUUAUAUCUCGCCAGUUGAUGGCAUUGGUUUUGCACAUGGGAAUCAGUCAAUACCUGACCUGAAGUAUUGAUGUUUCCGUUUUAUCUACAAAAUCACGAUUCUAGGUUAUCCCUGAACCAGUACUGCUAUAAUAUAUAAAGCUCUGUUAGAGAUCAAGAACAAGUCCCCAGACAAUGGAAGAGUUGUCAGAGAACAUGAACGGGCAGUUUAUGGAAAUGCAGAUAUCUGGUGCAGAUACUGCCCUUUGUAAGUCAUGAAAUGCAGAUUUAACUGGUGAUUUUCUGUGGGAUUGGCACAGGUGAUCUCACUUGCCUAUGUCCCCUCGAAUCCGGCAGGAAGCGGUGAGAAGCCCCAAGGGAGGGGCACCUGUGGUGGCCUUCUUCCCCGAAGUUUGCUUUUGGUUUUGGCGGUAGGGCAGUAACUGCCAUGUUCAUGUCUCUCGGGUCACGUUGCUGCUACGGCCUUUUAAAGGGGUUUCUAAAAAGAAUCCUUUUCUGAUUGAAGACACAACGAAUUAAAAGUUAUUAAUUAUGUUCUUGAUCCAGGGAAUAUAGUUAACAACUUUUGUGUAGACCCCAUACUGGUUUGCUUCCCCACAAUUCAUGGAACCCCAGGACACUAUUCCUCCCACAAACCAUGUCUGUGUCUCGUUAUCUAGAAACACUAAUGCCCCUCCACUGUCCCCUUUGCAGCUGUCCUUGCCCCCGCCUUCUAAGCCAGCGCAAAGCAUGUUUUCUGUCACCCUCCCCCCUGGAUAGGGCUGCUUUUCAUACGCAGCAGUACAUUUCUGGUGAUCGACAGUUGGAAUGUCAACAAACAUUAGACUCCUGGCAAGAAAACCCCUUUGGGUUAAUCCCCAUCCAGACACGGUUCCAAUGUCAUUUGUCCUCAUGAAGGAUUCGGCUUCUUUUCGUGGCAAACAGAUAGGCAGGAUGUUGCUAUUGAUUACAACUCUGUUCUUCAACUUAAUCAGUGCUAUGUCGUUAUCAAAGCCAGCAUCAUGAGUAUAGCCUUCGUGUAUAAAAAUGGCCUCGGCCCAGGCUUGUGUAUAAUGAGCUGACAGUCUCUUCAGGGCACCCAUUCUGAUCUCUAAGGAGGAGGCAUCUUCUUUUUGCUCAUACACAGCGUGAGCAGCUGUGAGGAUCCAGUUGUCCUGUAGGAGUGCGCCUGCUGCCGUAGUUCGACCUAGUAAUAGGACUUGCCAGGGAAAAUCGCCAAGCUUUGCGUUUUGCCCUCCAUAUAUACGCCCUCUUACGGUGCGAGUUGAUAUUCCGCAAACUAGGGAAAGAAGCAGAUACAUAGAGCCUUUAUAGAAACCCAGUGGUGUUUUUUUUCCGUAAUCAUUCCCACUUUGGAAUUGUAUCUAUUUAAUAUCAUCCAAAAAUAUCAUCGGGUGAAUUGGUGGGUGUCCACCCACACGGGCAAGUGAGACUGCUUUAAAACGGCACAGUUCGAACCUGAGGAGGAAACCUUUUGGUGUUAGCAUUAGCUUCUCAGAAAAUGAGGUGUAUGAAAAUUAGCUUUUAGAAACUAAUUUGUUUUGCUGAAAUAAUUUGGCCUACACGAUAGGGAGUAUUAAUAGGGCAGACAGGAAUUGUCUGGGCUGAUGUACUGGGGUGAUGUGAUUACAAAUCCAGUGAAAGGAAAUAACCUUUUCAUUGCUUCUGUUUUCCUGCUUGUAAAAUGGGGUAUUUACCCUGUAGUUCUGGGAAAGCAGGAACUAAGGUCACUGUUGCAGGAUUUGCAAAAUCACUUUCGCCUUUGAACAUUUAAACGUUUUGCAAAUCAGAAUGUUGGCAGUUGUAGCCAGGAACCUUCAGGUUCGGAAAUUACUAUUUUAGUCUAGUUGGUUCUUCCAAACUAAAUUUUCCUGUGUGUAUUGCUAACUAAAUACACUCAAUGUAGCAAAUAUGUCUCCUGUUGUGGCAGAAUACUUGCACUAAAACGUACAAAUGUUGUGUCAGCUAAGAUGUAGUUUUUUUAAGAAAACUAAUUUAAGUCAGAUAACGCAGGAGUAAUGAAUACAUUAUUACCUUUCUGAUUUUUUUUUUAAUCGCUGUACUCAACUACAUCUUCAGAGCCAAUUCUGGCAAAAAAAAAUUUUUUUUGGGUACUAUUCAAAAGGCAGAUUGCAUUAAUGUUAAAAACUAGAUGUCGUUGAAAACAGUUGCUUAGGGAAAUGAGUUAUUAGCUUUGGGUUUUAAUAGUUUCACAGAGAAGAAAAAGUUAACUCCACAGCAGGACUUGUGUUUAUAAAUGUAAAUGGUUCAAGAUAAUUCUUAAAAUCGUUUCAUUUUUUACGCUCGCCUAGUUGUGAAGUCAAAAAUAGUCCAGUGACUGACGUGCAGUCGACACCUAGCAGCCCCUCCGCAUGGAAAGGGGAGAGUGAGAACGUGUUAUCUGGAAAUAAUAACUUGGUGUAAGAGCCAAGUGCUGAGGUUCCAUUUCUGCCCAACACCAGCCAGAGCUCCGCUCGCCUCCCGCCCAGCUGUACUUUCCAUCAAUUACGCGUCUCUUGUGUAAAUGUAUCCAUUACCAGGCUCACAGACUGGGAGCGAUUUUUCUCCUUUGGAGCUCGUCCAGAAUCCAUCAGCCCCACACACAUAUUUACCUGCAAAUCAUUGGAAAAGCAAAAAUGUUUAACUGCAUGGAGAAGGUGGUUGUCAUUUGCUUGAAUAGCCCCUUGAAGAAUGUUGAUUCUGGAGCAUCAUCGGGAAAGAGAGGUGUCUGAAUAACCAUUUUACAUGAUUUCAUAAAUAGGAGGUCUCUGCAUUAACCAUGUUUGCCUGCAAAGUGGAAACCUUUUAGAUGUGUAACUUGAAUAUGUAUCAAGAUCUCAAGUGCUUAAUGAUAAGGUUUUGACUUGUUAAAUUAAACCAUUUGGAAUAUA
Messenger RNA from Lynx canadensis (Canada lynx), 7921 nucleotides. It is a transcript of the gene TARDBP, whose product is annotated as TAR DNA binding protein. The transcript has 6 exons. Lineage: Eukaryota; Metazoa; Chordata; Mammalia; Carnivora; Felidae. The record is from RefSeq and is a predicted model, not a curated record. Gene Ontology annotation, molecular function: RNA binding. The coding region runs from base 124 to 1368 and encodes 414 amino acids. Gene Ontology annotation, biological process: regulation of gene expression. Gene Ontology annotation, cellular component: nucleoplasm.